Molecule: messenger RNA, 2473 nt
Organism: Chlamydomonas reinhardtii
Lineage: Eukaryota; Viridiplantae; Chlorophyta; Chlorophyceae; Chlamydomonadales; Chlamydomonadaceae
Exons: 14
Coding region: 125-1429 (434 amino acids)
Source: RefSeq, a predicted model, not a curated record
CUCAAGGGCUAUCUGAAAACAUUUCUCUUUACGGCAACAGGACUGUGACCCUACAGUCUCCAGACCGUUCCAUCCAAAACAGCAUUUUGUUUUCAGACUUCCUCGCGUUAUUAGAGCCUAUGUUAUGGCUUGGCUCGGCCUGAGUGUGAUUUUAGGAGAAUGGCUCGGCCCUGUUGGAGCUAGCCGUUUCACCGAGGAGGAUCUGCGCUGUCUGUGGGACGGUGGCUACGCUACAUUGGAGGACCUGGAGGCUGCGAGCUAUGUUGGACUUCGGGACGCCAAACUAAAACCCGCACGGGCAGACCAAAUUAUCCGUGCUCAAGCCUCGGCGGCGGGCCUUGGCGUGGGGAGUGCGGCUGGAGUUGGCGCAGCGGCUGGCGUGGGCACAACAAGAGCUGGUGAUGCAGGCGCGGCGGCUGGCCUGGGCGUGGGGAGCGUGGCAGGGGCCGGCUCGGCGGGUGUGGGGAGUGCAGCACAAGCUGGCUCUCUGCCUGCGGCUGCUGGCGCGGCGGCUGGCCUGGACCUGGGGAGCGCGACAGGAGCCGGUGGCAGGACCACGAGCGCGCAAGACGGGGAGCACCCGCGAGGUGGCAGCGCCGGCGCGCCAGGCGCGGAGCACCCGCGCGACCAGCAAGAGGAACUGAUGGCGACCAUCAUGGAACUGCGCAGCGCGGUGACGGACCUCACACAAAUGGCGCGCAUGAUGCCGACGAUGGCUCAGCUGCUCCUGGCUAAGUAUGACUACUCUGCCAGCAAAGCGUCAAAAUCACGACAAGGGGAUGACUUCAAGGCGCAGCUUCAGGCCUUCUACGGCAACACCAUGGACGCGCAACACCAGCUGCGCUGCAUGCUCCUCGAUGUCCAGCUGCCCAUGACGCUGGUCACAGGCGCCCACCUGUUCAAGCACUGCUGGAAGGACGACUUUCCCGUGCUGCUGGGUCUCAACAACAUCAACGACACCCGGAACGGCCUGCUGCUCUUCAAACCGCUGGAGCACGCCUUCGACGACUCGCGCAUAUGCUUCACGAGUGUGCAGGAGGCCGGAGAGAUCCAGUUCAAGCUGAAGCUGCUGGACUCUGGGCUGGAGGAGGUUAAGGUGUGGGAUUACGCGGCGGAGCACAAGCUGCACAAGGGCUACGACGCGAGCCAGAUUAACGGUUACGCUACCACAGUCACCUUCGGCGAGCUGCAGGGCAAGUCGCUAGCCUUUGCCAACGCCAACCGACCGUUCAAGCGGUGCCUGCGCUUUCAGAGCAUUCGAGCGAUGCGGCGGGCGGAGGCGAACAACUGGCUGCCGAAGGGUGGGAGCAGCACGCAGGACCUGUUCUGCAACUCGGAAGAAGCCAAGCAGCUGGACGCAUGGCUCACCCUGGCGGCGCAGGCGCCUCCGCCUCCGGAUGCUGAUGACGACACCAGUUCGAGUGACUAACCAGCAAUGAUAUGAGUGGCAGUAGCAGUAUGCACUGUUGGCACUGGGCACGCCUACGGUGGUCCGCAUGUCUGCAAACACGUUCUCCAUACGGUUGGCUCGGACAUAUCAACGACCUUUCAAUGACCUUCUAAGUUUUGGGGAGUACUUGCAUGAGUUAUGUAGCGUUUGUGGGGUGUGUGCGGCCUGUGUGUUCCGGCCACAUGUGCCGUGUGUGCGUGGACGCAGAGCAGCAUUGCGCAAUGUACACGACACUGGUUGUUUUAAACGUUCCUAGUAAAGGGAGGCCAUCCACAACGGGCUGUAUUAUGCCAGGUGUAGAAGGUGAGAAAGGGAAGCGGCAUUCCAAGCGGGAGCCUUCGGGCGGGUAGACCACGUGCGUGGACCUGGAUCAGGGCUGGGGGCCUUGGCUGGGUUUGUGGACAUAGUGGAGGCGGGCGUAUUCUUUUAUAUUUGUUGCCUGUGUGCGUGUAGUGCGUGCAACGGCACCAAUGCCCGCCGUCAGACAGUCGCCUGUCCUUGCUGGUGCCUGCAAGUUAUUGAACGUGGUAAUGGAUUCUUGGUGGGGAGAGUGAGGGGUGCUUCAGGGGCUACGUGCGGCGGUCUUUGAGAGCAUUUUUCGCCGGCGUGGUCUUCGGUGGGUGCCAGCUUAUCUUCCAGGUAGUAGGGUAAGGCGUUCAGAACCGUGAGCAGCGAUGUCUGGGGGCUUGGCGCGGGGUUCCAAUUACCUUUCCUCUCUUUUGUGCCUUGGUCAGCUGAGGUCCUAUGCGUUUGUGCGUCGGUAGAAUGGUGGCAGCAGGCAGGCAUGUGCUUUCUCUUUCAGCGGUUCAAGAGCAGAUGCGCGUGAGCAGCCGUGGGCUUGGAUUGUCAAGCAAGGCGCUGGUUCAGGAGAGCGCCUCGCCAGUCCUAGACACUGGUAGGCUGGUGCGCCCCCGCCGUUACAGCUGUACAGCUGUUACAGCUGUAACGAAGCAACCCGCGUGGCUUAUCAUGAUUGGGUCUGGGCCGGCGGAGGCCUUCCCCCAGCUGUAACGUGAGAGCACC